AUGGCAUCAAUACUUUCUGCCAUAAAAAACAUUUUCGUUUCUGGAGAACACUCUGAUAAAGACAAAACAAAUAUAACUAAUAUAACACGUAUUGCUAUUAAUCAAUCUGGUAGUGUUGGAUCGUUUUACGAUGCAUAUCAAGAUCAAAUAUUAGGAAAAAUAGGUAUAAGUUGCAAAACAGACUUGUCUACAUCACAAAAACCAUUAAUAUGCGUAGUACACAAAGGUCGAACACGUGACACUGAAAAUUUACUUGAAAUAGUUGGUAUUAGUUAUGCAUUACGAUUGAGCAUCUUGCUAAAAAUAGUUCAACCGACUGGUAUUGCCUCUCUUAUUGAUUAUCCUCGAGUAAUUGAUAAACAUACUCGUUUUUUAUACAUUCAUCAAGAAAGUCGAAUAGAAUCAUGUCAAAACCAUCUAAUCAAAGUAAUAAAAUCGUAUAAAUCUUUCACAUUACAAACAAGUGCAACACAUAUUAUAGCUCAAAUUAUUUGGGGUAUACAUGCUAUUGUUAUUUUACAAUUACCGCCUGAUCAAGAAACAGAAAUCGAUAACUUAUUACAACAAAUAUGUCACUGUUUAAAUCAUAAUGAAUAUCACAUGGAAUUCACACCGGAAAUAAAACAUCUCAUUAAUAAAAUCAUAUCUACUACAUGCUACUCAAAUAUACAUGAUUUAACUAAGUUCACCAAAUUGGACGAUAUUUAUAGACGAAUUUCACAAAUGAGAAAAAACUUUAACGAACACCGUCAAUUGGAAUAUAUCCUCAUUUCUAUUCCAUCAUCUUCUCCACAACAUAAUAGUAAUACUACAGUAAAUAUUGAUAUUGAUAGAAUUCAUAUUGAUUAUCUUGAACAAUAUUUACAACAACGAACAUCUGAAAUGAAAAUCUUAAAAUUAAAACUUGACCAUAAUUUACCUGAAUUACUACAGGGAAAUUUACAAGAACAGUUGAAUAGUGCUCGUGAUGAUUAUUUAAAGUUAAAACAUUAUCACGAUUAUGAUAUUCAAUGUAUUCGUGAGUCACUUAUUAAAGUACGACAAGGACAACCACAAGAAAUUCUAUUCAAUACACACAUGAAUUUGGAAUCACCUAAGGAAAUUAAAGAUCGUACUUACAAACUCAUUACUAACAUAAAUGCCUUAGAAAUAAAAGGAAAAUUAAUUGGACAACUACAGAAUGAUAGAAUUGAGUAUUGUAAUGUUGUUCAGUUAGGAAUUCAACAAGGACAUAAUGAACAACUAAUCAAUGAUAUACUUUUUAGAAAUGAUUCUAACAAAGCUAUUUUUUGUUCAACUGAUAUUUUAAAACAACAUUCACAUGAACAAUGGACGACAAUGUAUUGUCAAAUGAAUACACUACGAGAAAAUAAUUCAAAGAUGAGUCUCGUCUAUGCUGACUUUACUUAUAGUACAUGGUAUUUAGACAAGAUAGUGAUUCUAACAUCAAAAGAACAAACAAUAGGCAGAUGUGAAUCGAAUUCGAAAAUGAUUUCAGAUACAAUAAAACGAAAAGCUCCUCCACCACCAUCAUCGUCAAACAAUGAAUAUAUCAAUAUUCUUCUUCUUGGUGAAUCAGGAGUUGGUAAAUCAACAUUUAUUAAUGCUUUUGCUAACUAUCUUCGAUUUGAUACACUUGAACAAGCUCAAUCUGGAAAACCUGUUGUUGUUAUACCUGUUUCAUUUUUAAUUACAGUAAAUAAUCAGUUUGACGAAGAACUUGUUAAAUUUGGUGAUGCAGAUUCUAAUGAAGAUCAUAAUAAUUCAGGUCAAUCAGUUACUCAACAAUGUAGAUCAUAUGUUUUUGAAAUUCUUCAUGGAAAGCGAAUGCGUAUAAUUGAUACACCUGGUUUUGGAGAUACACGAAGUGAUAAUCAAGAUGAACUUAAUAUGAAAAUCAUAUUUUCAUUUAUUAAUAAUUUAACACAUUUAAAUGGUAUUUGUCUCUUAUUAAAACCUAAUGUUCAUCAAUUAAAUCCGUUUUUAUAUUCAUGUUUUACUCAAUUAUUUCAAUUUUUUGGUGAAAAUAUUCGUGAUCAUUUUAGCUUUUGUUUUACUAAUGCUCGAUCAACUUUCUUUACUCCUGGUGAUACUCGACCAUUAUUAAAAUCAUUGUUUGAUUCAUUUUCAAUAAAACGAAUUCCAUUGGAAAAAAAGAAUACAUUUUGUUUUGAUAGUGAAUCUUUUCGAUAUUUAGUUGCAUUACAGAAACAUUUAGUAUUUAAUGAAGAUGAUAAAAAAGAAUUCGAAAACAGUUGGUUACGAUCUGUUGAAGAAUCAAAACGAUUUCGACAUUUUAUUACCCAUGAACUAGAACCAUAUCGUAAAAAUAUUGAAUGGCAAUCAAUUCAAGAAGCUCAAUUACAAAUCAAUCUUAUGAUUCGUCCAAUGUUGGAAGCAAUGCGAAAUAUUCUUCGGAACAUUCUUUUACAUAAGACAAAUUCUUCGAUUAAGCUCAGUGCAACACAUGCUGAUCAUCCAGCAAUAAUUUGUUAUACAUGUAAUCGUAACAGUAAUAAAUUUGGCCCUUUUUGGAUAUUAUCAGAUUAUCUGCAUCACUUGCCUAAUACGGUCAGUAUACAAAGUAUAAUGAAAAGUUUUCGUUUUUCUUCUAAACUAUCAAGAAGAAAAUUCAAUGUUGAAAUGUGA
Rotaria sp. Silwood1 is the source of this 2649-nucleotide messenger RNA. The record is from the annotation of a GenBank genome assembly. Lineage: Eukaryota; Metazoa; Rotifera; Eurotatoria; Philodinida; Philodinidae.